AAUUCAGCAUAACCUACGUGUCUUUAGAUUGCAGUUCAUAGUUGGUUUCGCGUGUUUAUAACUCUUUGAGAAUCAUAACAAAUUUUAAUCGCGGCUCAACGUAUAUUAACAUAAAAUGUUACGGUAAUCAUGUCAAAAAUACGAGCAGUACAGUUGUUGAAAUUUUAGAUUUUUUGUAAAAAAUGGACGCGAUACGAGAUUAUUUGGAAUGUAUGAACUUUCAUUGGUUGAUCGUGGUAGCCACGGGACUAUACACGCAUUUACGGGAAAUCUGCUUAAUUGGACUCUGUUCGGAAGACUACCCGGAACCUACGUUUGAUUCAUCCUACGCAUCUCUUAUUUUCAUUUUUUCCACGCUUUGCUUACUGGCCGAGUACAGGUUAUGGCCUCGAUCAUUGAAAGAACCACCAAUACAACUUCUCAUUAUCUACGAGAUGCUUGUAUCGGCUUUGGUAUCAGAUUUGGCGAAACGGUUGAUUUGGAUACCUCUCAUGCGCGUAACGUGGUGUCUCACUCAGGAGUCAAGCAAAGCGCUGACAUGGGUAAAUGAUCAAGCCGAUUUGGGUAAAUACUCGUAUCUCAUCACGGUAGCUUCCUACAUGUCAACAGAAGCGGCGGCGAUGCACACAGCAAUUUGUAUAUCUGUUCUCACAUUUUUAUGGAUGCUCGAUGCCACAGAAACUCUUGAUUCUCUUCUUAUAGAUCUGUGGGCUAAGUACUAAGUAAAGUACUUCUUGUUCGAUAAGCACAGGAAGCUCGAAAUAAUCGGA
Trichogramma pretiosum is the source of this 770-nucleotide messenger RNA. RefSeq lists its product as uncharacterized. Bases 183 to 722 code for a protein of 179 amino acids. The transcript is spliced from 3 exons. The record is from RefSeq and is a predicted model, not a curated record. Lineage: Eukaryota; Metazoa; Arthropoda; Insecta; Hymenoptera; Trichogrammatidae.